AUGGGCUCAGCGAUAAAUCCCGAGGGGCCAACGACCUCUGGGUUCACCAGUGGCCGGUUUAUCCCCUUUAAAAGCAGAAGAAGUGUAGUCCACAGCACCAAUGGCAUGGUGGCAUGUACGCAACCCCUCGCCGCAGAAGCAGGCCAGAAGAUUCUCCGCAUGGGGGGGCAACGCAGCGCUGCCGCGCUCAACAUUACAGAGCCGUCGAGUACUGGCAUUGGAGGAGAUGCUUUCUGUUUAUUCUUCGAUGCCAAAACGAAGAAGGUGCAUGCCUUGAAUGGAUCGGGUCGCUCGGCCAAGAAUUCGACUCUUGCGCAGGUACAUGAGCAGUUGGGCUUGGAUUCUUCGGCCACAGGGAGAAUCCCGUUCGGAAGUGCCCUGAGUGUGACUGUUCCGGGUGCUGCUGCAGCGUGGGUGGACACGUACGAGAAGUUCGGCAGUGGAAAGUUGUCACUAGAAGAUGUCUUGAUGCCUGCUAUUGCGCUUGGAGAAGAAGGGUUUCCCGUUAGCGAGCUCAGCUCAAGUUUUCUGUCGCAACAGUGGCAAAAUGGGGAGCAAGAGCUUCGCAAUGCAUCCCCGAACUAUCGUGAGAUGUUGAAAGAAGACCCAUCUGCCCCGGAUGGGGUCCGAGCCCCGCGACCAGGAGAAAUCAUGCGGAAUCCGAACCUGGCGAAGACAUUCCGUGCGUUGGCGACGGAAGGGAAAAAGGGAUUCUAUACCGGCAGAAUUGCCGAGGCGAUUGUGGAUGUCCUCAAGCGUCAACAUGCGUUUCUGGAGCUUUCAGAUCUGGAAGACCAUCUGCAUACUGGAACAGAAGAGACAGAGGCAAUCUCACUCAAACUGGAUUUGAAGGAUGUUAAGGCCCAAGAUGUGAAUGCACUUACUGCGGUUGAGAGCUGCGUCGAAUUAUGGGAACAUCCGCCCAACGGCCAGGGUAUCGUCGCAUUGAUGGCGCUGGGGAUGUUCGAAGAACUUGCACGUCAGGGCAAAAUCCCCAAGUUCUCGCCAAAUGACCAUAAUUCCCUUCCUUAUCUUCAUGCGGUCAUCGAAGUGUUGAAAAUCGCUUUCGCGGACGGCAUGUGGUGGGUCACCGACCCUACCUUCAGCAAGGUCUCCCCAAGCGAAAUGGUCUCCAGACCGUACCUCGCAGCUCGGGCUGAACUCUUCGACAGUGCCUUGGCGAAAGACCAUACAUAUGGCACUCCGGGACCAAGCCCAGCACAUAAUCACAGUGACACGGUUUACUUCUGCGUGACCGAUCGCCAUGGAAAUGGGAUGAGCUUCAUCAACAGCAACUAUGAAGGAUUUGGGUCGGGAAUUAUCCCAGCAGGCUGUGGCUUUACUCUCCAGAACCGGGGUGCGAACUUCCAAGUCGGCCCUCCGCAUCAUCCAAACGUCUAUGAACCUGCAAAGCGACCCUAUCACACCAUCAUCCCCGGUCUGAUAACCAACGGGAAAAACGGCGACGAGCGUGAGUUGCACAGUGUGUUCGGGGUCAUGGGCGGAUUUAUGCAGCCCCAGGGUCAUCUUCAGGUGCUUUUAAAUAUGGAGCUUUUUGGCAUGAACCCCCAGGAAGCCCUUGAUGCACCUCGGAUCUGCAUCAGCGCAAAUAGCAGCGGCGAGAAAGCUAUGUUCGGGCCGACGAUCUCUAUCGAAGAUGGUAUUGAAGAAACCGUAGUCCAGGGCCUGAAAGCCUUGGGGCAUAAUGUCGAGUGUCUGUCCGAACAUGACCGGAAGAAAUUUGGCAGAGGCCAGAUUAUUCGACGCUAUGUGGACCCAGUGACCAAAACCCGAGUAUGGAGUGGCGGGACUGAUCUUCGCGGUGAUGGGUGUGCCAUGCCCGCGAAUUGA
Molecule: messenger RNA, 1851 nt
Organism: Penicillium chermesinum
Lineage: Eukaryota; Fungi; Ascomycota; Eurotiomycetes; Eurotiales; Aspergillaceae
Product: gamma-glutamyltransferase family protein
Exons: 3
Coding region: 1-1851 (616 amino acids)
Source: RefSeq, a predicted model, not a curated record